AUGUUGACGCCAUUGAACAUAGUUUUCAGUAAGAAAUUGAACGGUUUUCGAGUAACUGCUUUUGAGGUUGGAUGUAGUGGACGACAGCGGUCUCUACCUUUUGCCUUUUUUGACUUCUACGGUUCUGCCCAUUUGACCCGGGUCUCGGGUCUCGGGUUUUGGGUUUUGGGCCCAUCAAGCUGUGCAGUUCAAGGCCCAGGACGUGGUCAAGGCCUAUCCGGGUCGCCCGACAAUCAAAUCGGUGAUAUUCUGUACGGGUGGUGUGGCACAGUAGAUUACUUCCUUGGCAAAAAUACCGAGGCGGCUAUGCAGAAUCUUCACCGUGUUAUAUCCCGUCUUUCCUCAACUUCACUUGGCACAAGCACGAGCGCUGCAAAGUUUCUGAGAGAGAAAAGUAAACCCACUUUGGGAAACAAUGAUGGGCUUGCAUUGAAGAAUGGUAUCGAAGCUUCUCAAUUUAUCACCUCCCGUUUUUUUUCUUUCAAAUCUGGAGGUGAUGGUGAAAAUAAUGGCAAAGAUGAGUGGGACAAACCCCAGGGUGGAACAUUUAGCAAUAAUGCAUCCGGUGAUUUGGGUUGGGAUUCUUUAUCCGCAUGGUCGACUGGAUUGACCAAGGAGCAUUUUGAUGGAGAGGUGGUUGGCAGACAGAAAAGUGGAGACGACACAUCUCAAUCUUCAGUCAUCUCUGGUCUGCAAGAGAUUGAGGAUAGAAUAAAGGAACUGGAGGCAGAGAACCGGAAAAGUAAGCGGUUUGUGGAUGGAUGGGGAGAGAGAUUAAAAGAGGUAAGUGCACUUUUGAAGCAAGUGCGUGAGCCGGGUGCAAGGGGGUCUUAUCUCAAGGACUCAGAGAAGGCCGAGAUGUAUCGGUUGCACAAGGAAAAUCCUGAGGUUUACACUGUUGAGCGGCUGGCCAAGGAUUAUAGAAUUAUGAGGCAGAGAGUGCAUGCCAUUCUUUGGCUCAAGGAGCUGGAGGAAGAAGAGGAAAAAAAGCUUGGUCGUCCUUUAGAUAAUUCUGUUGAGCUCCUGCUUGACACCUGUCCUGAAUUUUUCAAUUCUCAUGACCGUGAAUUCCAUGUCGCUUCCCUUCCUUACAAACCUGACUUCAAGGUUAUGCCAGAGGGUUGGGAUGGUAGCACCAGAGAUCUGGACGAAGUCCACUAUGAGAUCUCCAUGAAAGAAGAUGAAAUGCUUUAUCAAGAAUUUGUCCAGAGGAUGAACUUCAACAAAAAGAAAAUGAAAGGGGAGGUUUUCUGCCACAAGCAUAGUCGUCGUCGUACUUCGGAUGGGUGGAAUUUUACAGUGGAGAAACUGGGACCCAGAGGAAAGCGUGGAGGUGGUGGUGGCUGGAAAUUUGUAAGCCAGCCAGAUGGUUCCAGCCGACCACUGAAUGAAAUGGAGAAAAUGUACGUGAAGCGAGAAACACCCCGCCGCAGACGCAAGAUCCUUCCCUGA
Messenger RNA from Prunus armeniaca (apricot), 1452 nucleotides. The record is from the annotation of a GenBank genome assembly. Lineage: Eukaryota; Viridiplantae; Streptophyta; Magnoliopsida; Rosales; Rosaceae.